AGAGUCGCGCGUCUGAGGCGAAUCUCUCUCACACGGCGGGAAUAAAGUGAAGCUUUCGGUUCAAUGAGGCUCUCGUGGAACUCUUGGAGUCCUCCAGCAGCAUCGCCAGAGCACACUCGGGUACCAUUACUCCCCGCGCGUCAUGUCUCACCCUGAGCGAUGGGCAAGUUCGACGAGCACGAGAGGAUAAUCCUCAACGUCGGGGGCACGAGGCACGAAACCUACCGGACCACACUGAAGACCCUGCCGGGCACGCGUCUGGCCCUUCUCGCCUCCAAGUCGCCGCACCUCGAGUCGGUUCUGGAGCAGCUGCAACAAGUCCCGGGCUUCAUUGAGUACAACGCGCGCAACAACGAGUACUUCUUCGACCGGCACCCGGGCGUCUUCGCCUACGUGCUCAACUACUACCGCACCGGAAAGCUGCACUGCCCGGCGGACGUGUGCGGUCCGCUGUUCGAGGAGGAGCUGUCCUUCUGGGGCAUCGAUGAGACGGACGUGGAGCCGUGCUGCUGGAUGACCUACCGACAGCACCGGGAUGCCGAGGAGGCGCUGGACGUGUUCGAGAUGAACGUGGACAACGACGACGAGGACGAGAUCGGGAAGCGGCUGGGCAUCGAGGACGUAGUGUACGCCGACGGGACCGUCAGCAGGUGGAGAAAGUGGCAGCCGGUGAUCUGGAACCUGUUCGAGGACCCGUACUCAUCCAGAGCCGCGCGGUUUAUUGCAUUUGCCUCUUUGUUCUUCAUCCUGGUUUCCAUCACAACCUUUUGUCUGGAGACCCACGAGGCCUUCAAUACCAUCAUCAACAAAACGGACGUCUUUCGGAAUGACAAUUUCACGGAUCUGAGCCAACAAUACGAGAUCAAAACAGAUCCAGCGCUCACCUAUGUUGAGGGAGUUUGCGUUCUGUGGUUCACCUUCGAGUUCCUGGUGCGCGUAACAUUCAGUCCUGACAAGUUGGAGUUUGUGAAAAGUGUCCUGAACAUAAUUGACUUUGUGGCAAUUCUACCAUUCUACUUGGAGGUGGGCUUGAGUGGACUGUCCUCCAAAGCGGCAAAAGAUGUUCUGGGGUUCUUGCGUGUGGUGCGGUUUGUUCGUAUAUUGCGAAUCUUUAAGUUGACGCGUCACUUUGUUGGUCUGCGAGUACUAGGACACACCCUACGUGCCAGCACUAAUGAGUUUCUACUACUCAUCAUCUUCCUCGCACUGGGAGUCCUCAUCUUUGCCACCAUGAUCUACUACGCCGAGCGGAUCGGGGCCAGUCCGAAUGACCCGACGGCCAGCCACCACACCAUGUUCAAGAACAUCCCCAUCGGCUUCUGGUGGGCAGUGGUCACCAUGACGACUUUGGGUUAUGGAGACAUGUACCCUCAGACAUGGUCUGGCAUGUUGGUUGGCGCACUGUGCGCCCUCGCGGGCGUGCUGACGAUAGCCAUGCCAGUGCCGGUCAUUGUGAAUAACUUUGGCAUGUACUACUCUCUAGCCAUGGCCAAACAGAAGCUUCCCAAAAAGAGAAAGAAACACAUCCCACAGGCUGUGCAGACGGGAUCACCCUCAUACUGCAAAACUGAUCUCAGUACAGCCUGUAACAGCACACAGGGAGAACUGGGCCUGGGCCAGAGCAGAGGACUAGAGCGUCAUCGCUCAGUGUUGUCUGCAGACUGCAGUGCAGGAAGUGACAUCACAAUGUCUCCAGAGGAACGCAUACCCAUGCGUCAUUCCAGCGUGCGUGAACAAGACCGUCAUACUGAAGGGACGUGCUUCCUGUUGGCCGCCAGUGAUUAUACUUGCACAGCAGAUGCAGCUAGGCAUAAAACAGUUACUGUGUCACCGCUGGCUGACGUACAGUUUAUAUCGGCCAGAGACGGGGAAGGCGGGGCCAGCAGAGACUCAGAUGGAUUCGAUGAACUGGACUGGACAGUGUGGAACAGAAUAAGCCUGUGAUUGGACAGUUCUCUUAUGGACAUCUCGUUUGAUCGGCCUUUGGAAUUUCCUGUUUAUUCCCUGUAGAAGAGGACUAAAGCCAGGUGGCAAAAAAUCACGUUAUGGAUAGUGAAAUGUUUCCUGCUUAAAACAUAAUUGAUGUCUGCUCUCCAUUUAAAUGUUACAUCUGUAGAAAGAACACACACAUCCCACCUGUAGCUUCCCCUGUGUGUCAGGUAGCAGCACCCCCUCGAACCCCCUUCCAAAGCCUCUGUUGUUGCAAUAAGUGUUUUAAUGAUGUGUAGAGGCACAAAGUGUUUUAAAAUGAAGUAUUAGUGUACCAACUAUACUGAAUUACAGAGUAGAGAGAGAGUAAACAGGUUUAAUAAAUGUGACAUUCAGUCAUUAAUGCUUUUAUUUCUUUUAGUAUCUCUGAUGGAUUCAUCGCCGUCGUGUGUUGUGUGUGUGGAUGGGUGUAUAUUGGGGGUUGUUGAUUUGAAAUGGUACACUUAAAGACCCCAUGAAUGACUCAAAGAAGUUUUCUUUCCUGUGUUGACGCACUUCCUAUGAAAAGACAUUUUGUUUACAUUGUGACAUGUUUGAAACGAGUUCCGGUAGCCUAGGAUCGGCCACAAGAUGUAAACAAUAUGCGUGUUAACAUGAUUUUAGUGUGAAAAUCGCUUACCUUUUCUGUGCAAAGUUAAAUGCAGUUUUACAGCUUUGUUGUCAUGAUGACGUAACGCUGGCCUCAGUAAGUAUUAAGCUAAUAUUCCAUUCCGAACAUGUCAUUAUUGUCUACUUAAUAUUUCGGUAACACUUUCUAUGAAGCCCAUAUUUAUAAUGCAUUGUAAAGGCUUUAUUCAUGCAUUUUACUGCAUUCAUAAUGUGUCCUAAUACACCUUAUAAUAAGUUAUAACUUCUCAUAAAUAUUAUAACUACACUUAUUAUACAUUAUAAGACUUCGACUAUUCAUAGUUAUACUUUAGAGUAUAAUGCAUUAUAACACAAGCAACAUCCAAUUUUAUCUGCUGAAGUUAAUGAAGUUAAUCGUAUAAAUGCUGUAUAGUGUAAACAGUCACAUGGCUUAAUGUCAUAAGUUAUAAAUAUGUUAUAAGUGGUCUUUGCCUGAUUUAAGCAACAUUGCAAAAGCAAUAUCUUAUAAACAGACAUAACAUAAACUUCAUUACAGGACAAACUUAUUUUUAAAAUAAAUCUCCAAAUAAGAUGCUCAAACAUGAAAGUUUAUUGAACAGAGUCCAGUUUUGAAUCAGUUUGAAUUUUUUAUAUAAUUUUUUUACACCCAAGAAGAUUGGCUACAUGUGUGAUCAACAUACAAUUUUUUUUUUCUCGAACAAAAGUUCCUGAUAUAUUUUAACCUUGUAGCAUUACAAGUGUUUUUCUUAAUGUCUCAAAAUUUACAUUGAAUGUGUGAUAUUUUGUAUUUUGUAUUUUGUGCAUGUGUGAUGUAUAUAACAUCCAGCAUGUCUUGUAAUGUCUUAUAACCACUUAAAAAUAUCUUAUGGAUGUUUAUAAGAAAACAUUGCUUUUCUCACUUUACUUAAAGCAUAUUUAAUACAUUAUAAGUUCUGCAGAUAAAAUUAGAUGUUGAUUGUGUAAUAAUGCAUUAUUUUCUAAGAUACGUAUGGUUUCAAUUAUUUAUGAGAAGUUAUAACAUAUUAUGAGGUGUAUUAUGAGACACUAUUAAUGCAUUACUAAUGCAUUAUAAAUAUGGGCUUCAUAGAAAGUGUUACCAAUAUUUCUAAUUGGAAGUAGUUAUUAUAAUUCAGGUAGAGUGGACGUUCUCAUUCUAGAGAGCAUUUUAUUUGGAUAUGCCAAUGAGAACAAAAUGAUGUAAUCAUUUUUUUUGUGACCAUUUCCCUGUAAGAGAAAAGCAAUUAUCUGCUACAUAUAUAUGAUAUUCUGCUAACAGACAUGGACUGAAAGCCACAAAACUCUCAUUUUGAUUUUAUGGGGUCUUUAAAUGUUGAUUAAUUGCUAUUCUCUCCGCCUAGUGCAACAAUCAGAUGUGAUGUGCAAUAAUGAUGUGAAACAAAAGCUGCACCGAUUCACACUGUGAUUUGAGUUCAGUGCGUGACAGACGCGCAGUGGAGCUUCGCAAAACACACACGUGCUGCAGCUCUACGCUGACGACACGGUCACUCUAAUUAGAACCCUUCUGUACCUUCAGCCAUGGAGAGAUUAGAACUGUCACAUCGGUGUGUGCGUGCGUGUGCGCGCGUGUGCGCGCGUGUGUGUGUGUGCACAUGGCUGCGUCACAUUUCACCCCAAAAUAAAAAGGAAACAAAUAUAUUUUGCACAAAAAAAUAAAGCCUAUUUAGUGUUUUUGCAUAUAACACUAUUUUCAAAACAAGUAGCGAUUCUACCGAUAAUGCAAAAAAAAACAACUUAAAUAUCGGUGACACGUUUAUCGGGUUAUCGGUUAAUAUUUAUUUAUUUAUUUAUUUAUUUAUUUAUUAUUGUUGUUAUUAUUAUUAUUGCAUUACUGUGAUGAUAAAUUGGGGGAAAUGUACUUAAUUGUCACGAAAAUAAUAUCACAAAAGAAAAAAUCUGUAUGGUCCUAAAAACAGAUAAUAAAAAUCUAUAAUCUAUAAAAUCUAUCAAAUAAAAUAUUAUUAUUAUUAUUACUUAUUGUAAGAAAUACAAUUCUAUAUAAUCCUAAAAUUUUAUUUCUUCCUUUUCAACUUUGGGGUGAAAAAUGACUUGGACACAUUCUGAGAGGUUUCAUGAGAUUCAGUAGUGUGUGUGUGUGUGUGUGUGUGUGUGUGUGUGUGUGUGUGUGUGUGUAUGGAGGGGGGGUAUUUCUAGUGUCCCCAUAAUUCAAAUACUAAAUGAUGUUUUAUUGAAAAUGUAAAAAUGCAGAAAGUUUUUUGUGAGGGUUAGGUUUAGGGGUAGGGUUAGGGUUAGGGGAUAGAAUCUAUAGUUUGUACAGUAUAAAAAUCAUUAUGUCUAUGGAGAGUCUUCAUAAUGAUAGCUGCACCAACAUGUGUGUGUGUGUGUGUGUUUCUGUAUGUGUGUGUGUGUGAGUGUGUGUGUGUGUGUGUGUGUGUGUGAGUGUGUGUGUGUGAGUGUGU
Molecule: messenger RNA, 5015 nt
Organism: Myxocyprinus asiaticus (Chinese sucker)
Lineage: Eukaryota; Metazoa; Chordata; Actinopteri; Cypriniformes; Catostomidae
Product: potassium voltage-gated channel subfamily C member 2-like
Exons: 4
Coding region: 160-1944 (594 amino acids)
Biological process (GO): protein homooligomerization; potassium ion transmembrane transport
Cellular component (GO): voltage-gated potassium channel complex; dendrite membrane; axon
Molecular function (GO): delayed rectifier potassium channel activity; protein binding
Source: RefSeq, a predicted model, not a curated record